AUGCCUCACAUUGUCAUUAUCGGAACACUCGAUACUAAGAAGGACGAGUUCAUGUAUCUUCGCGAGCACAUCGCCAGCAUAUCUCAAUGUCUCCCUCUUCCAACGCAUAUUACCCUCAUCGACUGCGGCAGAGAGCAUGUGACAAACAGUGCCAUCAGCAUAUCUCGUUCCCAACUGCUGGAACAAUAUUCCCAACCCGGCCGCCAUGUCCCGCCCAGGUCCCGCGCCGAAGCAAUUGACGAGGUGAUUCCCUGUGCGUCCAAAUACAUCCGCGACCUAGAACAUAGACACAAAAUACACGGAAUCAUCGGAGCCGGCGGCAGCGGAGGCACGAGCAUCGUCUCCGCCGUCAUGAGAGACGCAGUCCCUCUCGGCCUUCCCAAGCUCAUCGUCAGUACCGUCGCAUCCGGGGACACGGGCCCCGUAGUCGGAGAAACAGACAUGUCGCUCAUGUACUCUGUCGUCGACAUCGCCGGCACAAAUCGGCUACUAUGCGAGAUUCUCUCCAACGCAGCAGGCGCCAUUGCCGGCAUGGCCUUCUCCUACGAGCAGAGACUGGCGCGCGACAACCCACGCACCAUGACGGCCGGAACGCAGAGAACCAGAAUCGGCAUCACAAUGUUUGGAGUCACGACCGCAUGCGUGGACACCGUCAGGCGCCAUCUAGAGAGCCACCACGACGCAGAGGUGUAUGUUUUCCACGCCACUGGUCAUGGGGGCAAGUCGAUGGAGCGGCUCGUCGAACAAGGCGGGCUCGAUGCUGUCCUGGACCUUACCACGACCGAGGUGUGCGAUUUGCUCGCGGGCGGGAACAUGCGCGCUGGCCCUGAGCGCUUCGAGGCCGCGUUGACAAGGGGCAUACCCAACGUUGUAUCCGUUGGCGCGGCGGACAUGGUUAACUUUGGGCCGCUGGAGACGGUUCCGCCGUGUUACAAACACCGGAGACUGUACAGGCAUAACCCCAACGUUACUCUCAUGCGAACCUCUGACACUGAGUGUGCUGACGUGGCCGUGUUUAUGGUGGACAAGCUCCGUCGAUUCGCCAAGGACGCCUCUAUGGUGGAAGUUUGGCUUCCGAUGGGAGGCGUGAGCAGCCUUUCGACUCCGUCGGGGCCGUUUGCGGACUCCCGUGCCGAUGGCGCUCUGUUUGAGACGUUGAAAUUUGGAUUGAAAGAGAGUGGUAUUCGGGUGGUGGAGGAUGCUCGCGAGAUUAACGAUGGCGGCUUCGCGGUUGAUAUUGCUGAGAGGCUGAUGAGUCUUGUCGCCAGGACUUUGGGUCAGUGA
Metarhizium brunneum ARSEF 3297 is the source of this 1284-nucleotide messenger RNA. RefSeq lists its product as uncharacterized. NCBI's taxonomy places the organism in Eukaryota, Fungi, Ascomycota, Sordariomycetes, Hypocreales, Clavicipitaceae. The record is from RefSeq and is a predicted model, not a curated record.